Suillus discolor is the source of this 519-nucleotide messenger RNA. RefSeq lists its product as uncharacterized. The annotation marks the transcript as partial. Lineage: Eukaryota; Fungi; Basidiomycota; Agaricomycetes; Boletales; Suillaceae. The record is from RefSeq and is a predicted model, not a curated record. The transcript has 3 exons.
UUGCAACAGUUUGAACUUGCUGACAAUGAAUGGGAAAUUGCCGGUCAACUUUAUGACAUAUUGAAGAUUCUCAAGGACACCACCCUCUUCUUCUCCCGCUCAACUCCCAAUCUUGCUACUGUCAUCCCUGCAAUGGAUUUAAUCGAUGACCAGAUGACAAAGUAUUCUCGCGACACUAAAUACUCACCAUUGAUUCAUGCUGCAGUUCAGAUCGCCAAGAAGACCCUCGACCGAUACUAUCAGAUGAUGGACAAGUCAGAGGUAUAUAGGAUUGCCAUGGUCCUACAUCCUCGUCACAAAUUGGCCUAUUUCAAGUCCACUGGUUGGGAGGAAGAUUGGGUCACCACAGCGGAAACUCUUGUGCGCGAGGAGUUUGAGCAUGCCUACCAGGACAUGGAGAUCGAAGAGGACGACAUUGACUCAAUGGUGGUUAACAGUGCCACUAACCUGGUCACAGAUACUUCGUGCGAGGUUGUUUUCUUUCAAUCUACUUUGUUCUAUUCACUAACUGUAUUGUAG